AUGGCAGCCGUAAAUCUACUUCCGAGCCCGCUGGGGAAUUCAUCGGAGUACAAUUACACCGAAUCCGAGUACCUCGAGAGGAUGCUCGGACCUAAGCAUCUGUCAAUACGAAUUGUACUUCCGGUGACUUUUGUCUAUGUAUUAAUAUUCGUUACUGGAGUCUUUGGGAACGUCGCUACGUGUUUCGUUAUCAUCAGGAAUCCGGUGAUGAAAACUGCAACCAAUUACUACCUCUUUAGUCUUGCUGUGUCGGAUCUCACCCUCUUAUUACUCGGAUUACCGAACGAACUAAGCGUUUUUUGGCAACAGUAUCCUUGGCCGUUUGGACUAGGCUUGUGCAAGAUCCGAGCUUUUGUGUCGGAGAUGUCCUCCUACGUCUCGGUAUUGACAAUCGUGGCUUUUUCGAUGGAAAGAUACCUGGCGAUAUGUCAUCCUCUUCAUCUAUACGCCAUGAGUGGACUGAAAAGGCCAAUCCGAUUCAUUUUGGCUGCCUGGGUGGUUGCUCUGGUCUGUGCGCUACCUUUUGCGGUCUACACGACGGUUUACUACGUCGAAUUUCCUCUAGGGUCGAAACGUCACGUUGAGGACUCAGCGAUCUGCGCCAUGCUUCAGCACAACAUGCCACCUUUUCCACUUUACGAAUUGAGCUGCGUUAUAUUCUUCCUCAUACCCAUGCUCCUAAUUUUGGUAUUAUACGUCAGGAUGGGCCUGAAAAUACGAAACACGUCGCUUGGUCAAAGUAUAGAGGGAUCUGUUCACGGUGAAACGAGGCAAGUGCAGUCCAGAAAAGCCAUCAUCAGGAUGCUGAGUGCUGUCGUCGUGAUGUUCUUCAUCUGUUGGGUCCCUUUUCACGCGCAACGUCUGCUCUACGUGUAUGCCAGGAAUUCCGCUUACUACGCAGAAAUAAACGAAUGGCUCUACGCGCUGGGAGGCUGUCUUUAUUACUUCAGCACGACGGUGAAUCCAAUUCUUUACAACCUGAUGAGUGCCAAAUACCGAGGUGCUUUCAAAGAGACGCUUUGCUGUUUGACAGGGAGUCCCACCUUCAUGAGGGACGAACUUAGCAGUAUGAGGGACACCACAAUCUGCGGAUGCGACAGUGCUACUGGGAUGCAACUUGUCAGAAUUCGCAGUCUACGUUACACUCGGACUGUAAGGUGUACCCUGGACCAUGCAAAAGAUAUUUUACGUUCUCCGAGUAGAACGAGGUGCAAUAAAGCCGAUAAUGGCAACGGUGUGCAUUUGAGUGCUUCUCAGGAUCAGGACCAUAUGCAAAACUCAAACACUGACCCAUUACUUGAUUCCAAGAAGACAUCAAUCAUCAGCCAGGCCAGCAAUGGAAAACCAAAGUGUCACACUACCGAGGUCUACGUACCACCGGAUGAAACUUGCAUCUGAUCCCAUUUCCAG
This is a messenger RNA of Diprion similis, 1410 nucleotides long. RefSeq names its product neuropeptides capa receptor-like. The record is from RefSeq and is a predicted model, not a curated record. Bases 1 to 1398 code for a protein of 465 amino acids. Gene Ontology annotation, biological process: neuropeptide signaling pathway. Gene Ontology annotation, molecular function: neuromedin U receptor activity. Gene Ontology annotation, cellular component: plasma membrane. The transcript has 6 exons. Lineage: Eukaryota; Metazoa; Arthropoda; Insecta; Hymenoptera; Diprionidae.